AUGUAUCUACUGGUCUCCCAUGAACAUCAAGAUAAUGUAUACCAUGACUUAAUACUUGAUGCCUAUGUGCAUUCAUCAGCCAUGUAUGCACAUUCUUUGAAUAUGGAUAGCCAUGUCGAGCACGGCGGGGGCCCGGAGGGCGGCGGGGUCAGCUUCCAGAACGGCGGCGAUACGGUGCUGAGCGAGGGCAGUCUCCACUCCGGGUGCGGCGGCCCCGGCGGGCAUCACCACUACUACUACGAUACCCACACCAACACCUACUACCUGCGCACCUUUGGCCACAACACCAUGGACGCCGUGCCCAGGAUAGAUCACUACCGGCACACGGCCGCCGACCUGGGCGAGAAGCUCAUCCGGCCUAGCCUGGCCGAGCUGCACGAUGAGUUGGACAAGGAACCUUUUGAGGAUGGAUAUGCAAAUGGAGAAGAAGGAACUCCUCCUGGGGAAACUGAUGCUACUUAUAUCCCAGAAAGCAAGGGAAUAGUCAAGUUUGGCUGGAUAAAAGGUGUAUUGGUACGAUGUAUGUUGAAUAUUUGGGGCGUGAUGCUCUUCAUCAGACUGUCAUGGAUUGUAGGACAGGCUGGGAUAGGUCUUUCUGUCUUGGUUAUUGGAAUGGCGACUGUUGUGACAACUAUCACAGGAUUGUCUACUUCAGCCAUAGCUACCAAUGGAUUUGUAAAAGGAGGAGGAGCGUAUUAUUUAAUUUCCAGAAGCCUGGGACCUGAAUUUGGUGGUGCAAUCGGCUUGAUCUUCGCAUUUGCUAAUGCUGUUGCAGUAGCUAUGUAUGUGGUUGGUUUUGCAGAGACAGUUGUACAACUGCUACAGGAAUAUGGUGCACUUAUGUUGGAUGAGAUGAAUGACAUCAGAAUUAUAGGAGCCAUCACAGUACUUGUAUUGUUAGCACAGAUUGUUCUGCUGGUGAUCCUGCUAUUAGCUAUUGGUGACUUUAUCAUAGGAACAUUUAUUCCACUGGAUAGCAAGACGGUUAAAGGUUUCUUUGGUUAUAAAGCUGAAAUAUUUUCUGAGAAUUUUGGACCAGAUUUCCGAGAAGGUGAAACUUUCUUUACAGUAUUUGCUAUUUUCUUCCCUGCUGCAACUGGCAUUCUGGCUGGUGCAAAUAUCUCAGGUGAUCUUGCAGAUCCUCAAUCAGCCAUACCUAAAGGAACACUGUUGGCCAUCUUAAUUACCACAUUGGUUUACAUAGGAAUUGCAGUAUCUGUAGGCUCUUGUGUUGUUCGUGAUGCCACAGGGAACAUCAAUGAUACUAUCAUUACCGAACUGAAAAAUUGCACUACUGCCGCUUGCAAGUUAAAUUUUGACUUCUCAUCUUGUCAGAAAAAGUGUCCCUAUGGACUGCUGAAUGACUUCCAGGUAAUGAGCAUGGUAUCAGGAUUUGCGCCACUAAUUUCUGCUGGCAUCUUUUCAGCCACCCUUUCUUCUGCACUGGCAUCUUUAGUGAGUGCACCAAAGAUUUUUCAGGCUUUAUGCAAGGACAAUAUCUAUCCAGGUCUUCUAAUGUUUGCAAAAGGCUAUGGGAAGAACAACGAACCAUUACGAGGAUAUAUUCUUACAUUUUUGAUUGCUCUUGGAUUCAUUUUAAUUGCUGAAUUGAAUGUCAUUGCUCCAAUAAUCUCCAACUUUUUCUUGGCUUCAUAUGCCUUAAUUAAUUUCUCUGUAUUCCAUGCCUCUCUUGCAAAAUCUCCAGGUUGGCGUCCUGCUUUUAAGUACUACAAUAUGUGGGUUUCCCUUGUUGGAGCAAUUCUUUGUUGCAUAGUGAUGUUCGUCAUUAAUUGGUGGGCAGCAUUGCUAACGUAUGUCAUAGUCCUUGGACUCUAUAUUUAUGUCACUUACAAGAAACCAGAUGUGAACUGGGGAUCCUCUACACAAGCAUUGACUUACCUGAAUGCAUUGCAGCAUUCUGUUCGUCUCUCAGGCGUGGAAGAUCAUGUAAAAAACUUCAGGCCUCAGUGCCUUGUUAUGACAGGUGCUCCUAACUCACGUCCUGCAUUGGUUCAUCUUGUCCAUGCUUUCACAAAGAAUGUGGGUUUGAUGGUCUGUGGUCAUAUACGCAUGGGCCCUCGCAGACAAGCCAUGAAAGAAUUGUCAACUGAUUUGGCCAAAUAUCAGCGGUGGCUUAUUAAAAACAAAAUGAAGGCUUUCUAUGCACCAGUACAUGCAGAGGAUUUGAGAGAUGGGGGACAGUACUUGAUGCAGGCUGCUGGUCUGGGUCGAAUGAGACCAAACACUCUUGUUGUUGGGUUUAAGAAAGAUUGGAGACAAGCUGACAUGAGGGAUGUGGAAAUCUAUAUCAAUUUAUUUCAUGAUGCCUUUGACAUUCAGUAUGGUGUAGUUGUCAUCCGCUUAAAAGAAGGUUUGGAUAUUUCUCACCUUCAGGGACAAGAAGAAUUACUAUCCUCCCAAGAGAAAUCACCAAGUUCAAAGGAUGUUGUAGUAAAUGUGGAUUAUAGCAAAAAGUCUGAUACAGACACAUCUAAGGCUUUUUCUCCAUCAUCCAGUGAAAAAACUCCUGGUCUGCAUAAAGAGGAGGAAGAAGAUGGCAAGGCUCCAACACAACCACUGUUGAAAAAAGACUCGAAAGGCACACGAACUCCUUUAAACUUGACUGACCAAAGACUUCUUGAUGCCAGCUCUCAGUUUCAGAAGAAACAAGGCAAAAAUACCAUUGAUGUCUGGUGGCUUUUUGAUGAUGGGGGUUUGACAUUGUUGAUUCCUUAUCUUCUGACAACGAAGAAAAAGUGGAAAGACUGUAAGAUCAGAGUAUUUAUUGGUGGAAAAAUUAACCGGAUAGAUCAUGACAGGAGAGCGAUGGCUACUCUGCUCAGCAAAUUUCGAAUAGACUUCUCAGACAUCAUGGUCCUUGGAGAUAUUAAUACAAAGCCAAAGAAGGAAAAUAUUGCAGCUUUUGAAGAAAUGAUUGAGCCAUACAGACUUCAUGAAGACGAUAAAGAUCAAGACAUUGCAGAAAAACUGAAAGAAGAUGAGCCAUGGAGAAUAACUGAUAAUGAACUUGAGCUUUACAAAACAAAGAGCUACCGCCAGAUUAGGCUAAAUGAGUUGCUGAAAGAACAUUCAAGCACAGCUAAUAUAAUUGUAAUGAGUUUGCCAGUUGCACGAAAAGGUGCGGUAUCUAGUGCACUAUACAUGGCUUGGUUAGAAGCUCUGUCAAAAGACUUGCCACCAAUCCUCCUUGUUCGUGGGAAUCAUCAGAGCGUUCUUACCUUCUAUUCCUAAACAUACUGUGUAACAUGCAGCUGUGAUUAAAUGGUACUUCAGUGCCUGGAGGAGAGCGACGAAGAUUAUUAACAUCACAAAGGCAAAAAGUGACUCUUCUUUCACUAUUCCGCUGACUUGAAAGCACACAAGGAAAGUCACUGUAUUUCUAAAGUUGUGAAAUCUUCAGUUUUAUUCAAAUUCUUCUAUAACUUAAUCUUGCUUCAAGGGGGAGGAUUCCUUGUUAGACUGAAGAACAACAAAAUAAGCUUUUUCUUUGCUACUUGAAUAGCAGCAAUAAAAGUGUUUUUUUAUUUUUGGUCAAUGAAAGGAUUAUAGAUUUAUAAAAGCCUUUUAGCCUUGAGGUGCCUUCUGAAAUUAACCAAACUGCAUCCAUACACCCUCUUUUGUAAAUUUAUAUAGAAUGUCAAAAUCUGCCUUCAACUUAGAACCAACUUCCUUUUAUUUUCUGGUCUCUUCCAUCUUACAAUAAAAAGAAUGCUGCUUUUCAGUCUUCCAUCAAGUUGUUAUUUUUAGUACUGUAUGUUUUUUUUUCUAUUCAGAAUUUUUUAAUAUCUGUUGGAUUUGAAACAAAGGUAGGGAGGUCAGUUGGAAUAAAAAAAAAAUUAUAAUGUUAUUGUCCCAAGACUUUCUAUCACUAAACUUGUACCGUUAAAGCUAAUUAUGCUAGACAAAUGAUGGGAGGAUUCUUUUCCCAGAUUUGACAUAGUGCCCUUCUUUCCAUUCAAAAUGUGAGAUGCAUAUGACUUCGGCUACCUUGGUGAAGGUUAGUGUAUCAGUCUUUACUCUAGAUUUAAUAUGAAGCUGUACUCCUAUUGUAGGCUGAAGAUAGCUUUGAAUUAUUUUAGUUUAUAAAAAGAACUGGUCUUAGUUCUUAGCCUUCAGAUCUCUUGGUGUUGUUUAGUUUAUUUGAAAAAAGUGUGAACCUAAGGCUUAAGGAGCAAAUACGAGCAAUGUGAUACUAUCUAACAGAAUACUGUAAACACUAUGUAGAAUAUUGCUACACCAUCCAAUAUAAAACCUACAAUUCUGAUCCAUUCUUUCAUCAAAUGGUUAAAUGGACCACUAGUUAUUAGGGGAGAUGUUUUUAGGUCAAUUCAUUCAGAUGUCAGACAUUACAAUUAGUCUUAAUUAAUAAAUACUCAGGCUUAAUCUAGAAAUUUAGACUUUCAUACAUUAUACUUUAUACUUUACACAUUUUUUCAUGUUUAAUAAAAACUGCCAAUUUGUGUGCCCUUCCAGUGUAUGUUUUUGACUACUUUCUAAUUUAGUCUUCUAACACCUAAAUAAUAAAACUUUGCUUGAGUCUUUGUACAAAGGUGAGUAAUGUGAAUUAUUUUUAAAUUCCUAUGUAUUUUUUCAGAAAAGGAUUGCCUAAAAACAUUUCACAACUUCUAGAUCGUAGUAUUGGGCAUGUUACAGGGUCACGUUGCUAGUGCUUCAAUGAUUUUUUUUUCAUUGAAGAUGAUCCAUAGAAAAUUGUAUAUUUUUAUGCCGAAUACAGCAUUAUAUUUAAUGCUAAGCAAUACUUCCUUUUGAAGGACAAAGCUAUUAGUCAUUGUGACAAAGAUACAGCUUGAAGUUGUUACAAUUGACUUUCUCCAAAGUGCAUGGUGUACUCAGGUCAUUGGUAAGUGACAAAAUAGUCUUGCAGUUGGUUUUGUUACCAAUUUUGGAUCUGAAUCAGUUAAAUUGUUUCUGUCUUUUAAGGCAGCAUGUUUUGCUGCCAAAUACAAAGUAAAUAAAUUUUAAUCUGGGCCUUGUUAAGACACAAUUUGUAAUCAAACUCAUUCUAAUAAAAGUGGUUUACUUACAGAAAGAAAAAAAUUGUAACUAACAGUAUCCUUGUGUCUGUUACAGGUUUUGCAAUGCUUGUUGAGGUGAUAGGGAUGUUGCAUUAUUCAAUGAACAUGGAAUCAUUGCCAUGUUUUGUUCUUUUUUGUUUAUAAACAAAUGGAAAAUAAGGCAUGAACUUAGUGCUGCUAUCUUGAAAAUGUGCACAGGUACACUUAUUUAAAGUUUUGCCCAUUCAGGAAACCAUUGCUUGUUAUCUGUAAUGCAGGAACCAAAUGAAGUGUGUGUGUGUGUGUGUGUGUAUACAUGCAUCGGUGUGUAUAAAAAUAUAUAAAAUAUAUCUAAAUAUGCAUUUGGGGAUGGGGAGGGAAUUGUAGCCUGUGAAAUAAUGUAGGAUGCUUUUCACAUAUGCACUCUGAGAAACUUCACUAACACUAGACACCAGAUCAACAGUUUCAAGAUUUAUUAUAAAACUCUAAUAAAUGUCAACAGUUACUGGUAAUUGUGAGCAGCAGAUGUUAACUAGUCAUAUGUCAUUCUAAUUUUUAUUUAAUCUAUAUGAACUUUGAUUUUUGAAGCGAAAUUUUUUUUAAUGUUCCAAUCAUUGUUAAUGACUUGAAAUAUAAAGUUUCUCAUUGACACAUGACAAUUGCAUUAUUUCUAUAGAUGGAAUUUCUUUUUAUGGAUUUAGAAAGAGCAAUAGUAUCUGAGGUAAUCAGUUAUUUAUUUUGAGUUCAUUUAUGUUUGACUGUAUUUAGGUUUCUUUACUUUUACAUACAUUCUUUUUAUAUGCUUUUCUGACAUUACAUAUUUAAAAGUGAACUAUGGAAAUAAUUUAAAGAUUUGAGCUUGGGUGGGUAUUUAGUUAUCCACUGGUUUGAAAAUGUAUUUUGAUAAUACUGUACUGUAACUGUCACACAUGCUUUUCUAAUGUUUUAACAUUGAAUAUUGCAGUUACUACUUUGUACAAGGGUCACUGCAAUAAAAGGAAGUUAAUUCAAUA
Molecule: messenger RNA, 6049 nt
Organism: Pelodiscus sinensis (Chinese soft-shelled turtle)
Lineage: Eukaryota; Metazoa; Chordata; Testudines; Trionychidae
Source: RefSeq, a predicted model, not a curated record